UCUGAGCUGCCAUCAGUCCCUGCAUAAUCCAUAGGAUACAUGAGCUUGUGAACCACACUGCAAAAGGUUUUCCCCGCCUCAUAGCGAGUUUCGGUCAAGGGGCCCCCAGCGAGCGCGAACUAAGGCCAAGCACUUAUCUUUUCCACCAUUGUCUAGGUUGUGCAGCUAUAGUAACGCUGUAGGGAAGCUUAACUUGAGCUUACCGGUCGCGAGUUGUCAUAGAGCGCCGGCGGCAAAACUCAGCCUAGGCAGGCCCGCAGCACGCCUGUGACGCAGCCAUGUUGAGCAAGACUCUAACGCAGCAGGAAGCGGCGGUGCGGGACGCUCAAAUCGGGCAGCUCAGAGAGUGCAAGGUGCUCGCGGAGGAGGAGGUCGUGGAGCUCGCUGCCAAGUGCAAGGAGCUGCUGCAGCAAGAGCAGAAUGUCACGCAUGUUCGUGCACCCGUCGUGGUCGUCGGCGACACUCACGGGCAGUUCCACGACCUGAUGGAGAUUUUCAAGAUUGCUGGCCAGGCUCCCGACGCGAACUAUCUGUUCCUGGGCGACUACGUGGACCGUGGAUACUACUCGGUGGAGACUGUCUGCAUGGUUAUCGCGCUUAAGGUCCGCUUCCCCAGCCGCAUCGUAAUGAUCCGCGGCAACCACGAGAGCCGGCAGAUUACCCAGGUCUAUGGCUUCUACGAGGAGUGCCUACGCAAGUACGGCAGCGCAAAGGUCUGGCAGGUCCUCACGGACCUGUUCGACUAUCUGCCCCUCGCCGCGGUCAUUGAGAACCAGCUCUUCUGCCCGCACGCCGGCCUGUCGCCCUCCAUGGACACCCUCGACCAGAUCAACCAAAUACACCGUUUCGAGGAGGUGCCGCACGAAGGCCCCAUGUGCGACCUGCUGUGGUCGGACCCCGACGACCGCAUGGGCUGGGGUAUCUCGCCCCGUGGCGCCGGCUACACGUACGGGCAAGACAUUUCGGAGCACUUCAACCAUGUCAACGGCCUCAAGUUCAUCAUCCGCGCGCACCAGCUGGUGUCGGAGGGCUUCCUGUGGCAGCACGAGGGCGCGGUGGUGACGGUGUUCAGCGCGCCCAACUACUGCUACCGCUGCGGCAACAAGGCGGCUAUCGUGGACAUUGAUGAGAACAUGAACCACAAAAUCAUUCAGUUCGACCACGCGCCGCCGAAGGGAGCCGGUAUCACGGAGGUGAAGCGCUCCGUGCCCGACUACUUCCUUUAAGCGCGCGGACGCCGCGUGAGUUUGACAUGCCGGCGUGUGCGGUUUCGCAUAACGAUGGGGCCGAUGAAGGCGUGCGUGUCUUCGCGAUGGUGGAAGUCGCACUCUAGGUAUGGGAUGACAGUGCACGCGGGGCUGGGGAAGUGCGCUGCCGCUUUUAACGGUGGUGGCUGCUGCUGCUGGGUUGCUGGGGAUCAGCGCAGAGCAGAGAGGCACACGCGUACCGUGCAGCUGGUUAUCAUCAUCGGCCGGUUCACUUGAGUUGUGAUGCUGAGUAGGUGUGCGACAGGGUAGGAACAUAGAGCGUAGGUUUGGAGAUUUCGGAAGUUUGUGCGGGGCUGGGGGCAUUGGGCAUACGUGCUCACCUGGUGCACAGCCACACGUGCAUAAUGGGAGACAAAGCAAUUUGUGUAUGCCAUCUGCCGUGGGGAAGAAACGGAGGCAAGCCGGUGCUCGCGUGUGUACAUGCAAGAGCUUUGAUGCGUGCGAGGCUGCAUGCAAGGCCACACGAGUAAGUACAUUAUUGUCGCGCAUGCGGCACGCCAACGGCAUGGUAGGCGCUCAAGGCCGCAUGCCAGUGCAGGCAACGGAAUGCCCAAGUGUGGUAUGUUUGGUAUGGUUCUAUACGGUGGCUCGUGGUGCGUGUGUUUGAAAGCGUGUUCGGCCUGCAUGGCCCGAGUGUGAGCGGGCAAUGAGAGCAUUACAUGAGGUGGAGAAAGGUGGCGUUGAGCCGUCGAGCGAGGCUACACAUUGAAUGCUGUGGAACAGCUGUGAAGAUGCGUCAAGGUAUUGUGGCGGGAGGGCGGCAGCGGCAUCAGCAACCGCUGCAGCGAUGGUCAUAGGCGGAUAGUGUGUAAGGCAUGUAAGGGUCGAUAUGAUUUCGAGAGAGCGUGUUGAAGGGAGUUCGGGUGGGACACACCAUCCGGCUGAGUGCGGGGCAGCAGUAUCCCAUCAUGGACUUUUAGGUCGCAGGGACGGAGCAUCAGCCGUCCUGCAGCGCUUUGCAUGCAGCUACAGCCAACGCAGUUGUGACCAGCCCUGUGUGUGAUCCUGCUGACAGUUGGGGACCGGCAGCCAAAGCGUAACAGGAUGCAACUCGGAACGGAUGCGGGGAUGAGCUGUACUGUAGGCUCGUAGUCUCAAGCUGGC
Messenger RNA from Chlamydomonas reinhardtii, 2372 nucleotides. RefSeq lists its product as uncharacterized. The transcript has a single exon. The coding region runs from base 279 to 1226 and encodes 315 amino acids. NCBI's taxonomy places the organism in Eukaryota, Viridiplantae, Chlorophyta, Chlorophyceae, Chlamydomonadales, Chlamydomonadaceae. Gene Ontology annotation, cellular component: cytosol. Gene Ontology annotation, biological process: peptidyl-serine dephosphorylation; mitotic cell cycle. Gene Ontology annotation, molecular function: protein serine/threonine phosphatase activity. The record is from RefSeq and is a predicted model, not a curated record.